Messenger RNA from Maniola jurtina (meadow brown), 1934 nucleotides. RefSeq names its product ankyrin repeat and SOCS box protein 3-like. Gene Ontology annotation, molecular function: protein binding. Bases 249 to 1844 code for a protein of 531 amino acids. Gene Ontology annotation, biological process: intracellular signal transduction. Gene Ontology annotation, cellular component: nucleus; cytoplasm. The record is from RefSeq and is a predicted model, not a curated record. The transcript has 3 exons. Lineage: Eukaryota; Metazoa; Arthropoda; Insecta; Lepidoptera; Nymphalidae.
UUAUUUUUAUUUUUAACGAAAUAUUAUGAAUUUUUGACUAAAAAUCUAUUUUAUUGAGAAAAAUGAAAAUAAUUGCGUUGUAUUUGGAAGCAUAGAGUUUGGGAGAGCAAAACCUUUUAUAUUAAUAGUGCUUUUUGAACGAAUUACACAAACCGGUGAAUUUGUAUUUUUUUUGUGUACAACAGCUUUGCAAUAUUACAUAGGUACUAGGAUAUUUUAGAAACUCAGGGUUUAGGUCUGGUUUAGGUAUGGAUUUUAGUUCUCUAAACCCCAAUUCAUCGAACCCGUUGAAUCUCGCCGCAAGGAACAAUGAUGUUAAGAAUGUCGAAAAACUGCUCCAAAAAAUUAAUCCUAACUGUGUUGAUAACAGAGGAUGGACGUGUCUUCACGAGGCCGCCGCUAAAGACAGCUAUGAGAGCCUUUUACUCAUUUUGAAACAUAAGGAUAUUAGGCCUUUGGCUGAAACACACGAAGGGCACACAGCCCUGUACCUGGCGUGUCGAUAUAAAAGCUCCUUAAAAACAAUUCAAGCAUUACUAGACAGUGUACCUGACAUAGCGAACUAUGGAAGCACAGAGAAUGUGACGCCCCUACAUGUUGCAAGUGCUCAAGGUAGACUUGAAGUGAUUCAGCUACUGAUUGAAUAUGGAGCAAUGUGUAAUGUGCAAGAUUUUGAUGGUGACACCCCUUUACAUGAUGCAGCUCUCAGUACUCAGUAUGAGGCAGUUGACUUGCUACUGCAUGUUGGAGCUGAUCCUGAAAUAAGAAACGAGGCAGACUAUACACCCUUCCAUUUAGCAUGUUACAAAGGAUGCUAUCAAACAGUAAAGAAGAUUUACCCUUUUAUCAUUGAUGUCAAUCAGGUUACUGUGAAUGGUGAUAGCCCAUUGAUAUUAGCUACACAAGGGUGUAGUGAGAGUAUUGUGAAAUUCUUACUUGAAAAUGGUGCAGAUCCACAUUUAAAGAAUAAACAUGGAGAUUUAGCACUAGCCAUGGCGUUAAACAUGGGACAUAGUCCAAAUUUUAAAAUUCUACUUUCAGUCACUAGUCCCAGUAUAAUAAACCAAAAUAUAAUUUUAUAUGCAUGCAAGCCUCACUUCUUCAAAAUGGAAAUACUCGAAAGUCUCUUGACCUAUGAUUUCGGUCCAGAAUUCUUUGACUUCUUUGAACAAUUCCAUGUAACUCUAGAGCAACUUGGUGAAUACAAGCCACUUUACCUCACUAAUGCACCAAUCAAUUCAUAUUUAAAUAUAUCCGAUUAUGUAUACAACAGGUUUCGCGAGAAGUUCAGAGAGUUUUUCUAUCUAUUCCUAAUGAGAGGUCUAUCGGUAGAUGCUGUUGAUGUGAUUGAAUGCCCACCUUUGGUGUACAUCCAUUACUGUAUGCAUGCUUACUGCUUUGAAGAUGUAUUCAAAAUCCUCAGAGAGCAUGGUUGCAAUGUAGACUACAGCAGUAUGAUGACAUGCUUCAACAAAAGUCAGUACAUACCAGAUGCAUUUCUUGCAUCCCUCACAUCAGACCCUUACACACUGACAGUGUUGAUACCACACAGUCUGUACUGUGAUCCUGAAUACUUGUUGAAGUUUGCUUGUGUGAACGGGCUCUUAGGAAGAAUAUCACCGAAUGUACAAGACGAAUUAUUGUUAAUGAUUGACGAUGAUGAAGAUCUGACACCUGAAUUAUUACCUUACACUGUGUUAUCUUUAAAGCACCUGUGUCGACAAACGAUUAGGUCUUUAAUAAGAAAUUCUAGAGAAAGUUGGAUAACAACAAAUCAAUUCUUUUAUAUUCUCAACCAAAUAAAUAUACCUCAGUUGUUAAAAGACUACUUACGUUUUGCUUAGGAAAUGUUUUUAGUUACGUUGUCAUUGUUUUAAGGUUUGCUUGCAUGAGGGCACUUAUACCAAUUUAAUUAACAAAAAAAAAACACUUUU